Calliphora vicina (urban bluebottle blowfly) is the source of this 3452-nucleotide messenger RNA. RefSeq names its product ABC transporter G family member 20. Lineage: Eukaryota; Metazoa; Arthropoda; Insecta; Diptera; Calliphoridae. The coding region runs from base 566 to 2746 and encodes 726 amino acids. Gene Ontology annotation, cellular component: membrane. The transcript has 12 exons. The record is from RefSeq and is a predicted model, not a curated record. Gene Ontology annotation, molecular function: ATP binding; ABC-type transporter activity; ATP hydrolysis activity.
AUUUAACUUGGUCGCGUCACUUGAGUAUUUGGUAUAAACGGUGCGAAAGCCGCUAAUUUCUGUUUUGGUAGUGGAGUAAAAUUUAUUUAAAUCAUCUGGUUUUUUGUGCUACUCGAGAAUUAAACGCAAAAAAUAAUUAAAUUACAAAACAACUAAGAGAGCAGAGAACAACGAUAAACUUGGCAUAAAGUUUUUUUCGUAUUUCCAGCUAAAAAAUAAAAACCAGACUGAGAUCUAAAAAUACAAACAGCAGCAGAGCACAAAAAGACGGCGGACGGACUGAUUAAGAGACAAAGAAAUAUCGAAAUAUCGUAUAGAAAAACACAGACACAUGUUGUUACUAAAAGGGGCAAAACUUUGACAAAAACAAAAGUAUCCAAAAGAAGCAACAAAUAUCAAUCAAAUAUAUCACAUCAUCACCAUUAAACUGAAAGGGUGUAAAAAUAAAAACCCAGAGGCUUAAAAGUCUAGCAAAGUAAUAGACGUUGGACGUUGGCGGUGUGUUAAAAUAAAAAAGAAACAAAAACGGAGUCGCGGGCGAUAUUUUUUGUUAAUAUAAUUUACAAUGGCGGCAGCAGUAGAAGUACGAAAUGGUUAUAAAUAUUAUGGCAGCAAAUCGAAACCAAAAAUUAUACUCAACUAUCUGAAUAUGAAUGUACAACGAGGAUCCAUAUAUGGUUUGUUGGGUGCCUCAGGCUGUGGAAAGACCACUUUGCUAUCCUGCAUAGUGGGUCAAAGAGAAUUCAAUACUGGAGAUGUUAGAGUGUUGGGUAUAAAGCCGGGUGCUCCUGGAAGUGGCAUACCCGGCUCACGUAUUGGCUAUAUGCCUCAGGAAAUUGCUUUGGUGGAGGAAAUGACCGUCAAGGAGACAGUGUAUUAUUUUGGCCGUAUUUAUGGCAUGAGAGAUGAAAAGAUCCGUGAAAAAUUUAAAAUUUUACGUGAUCUGCUACAGCUGCCACCCGCCAAACAAUUGGUCAAGAAAUGCAGUGGUGGCCAACAGAGACGUGUAUCGUUCGCCUGUGCCAUGAUACAUGAUCCGGAGCUGUUGAUAUUGGAUGAGCCCACGGUGGGCUUGGAUCCAAUGUUGAGAGAGAAAAUCUGGGAUUUUUUAGUAGAAUCAACCAGAAAUAGUAAAAUGGCUGUGAUUAUAACGACCCAUUAUAUAGAAGAAGCUAAACAGGCCAAUUGUAUUGGCUUAAUGCGCAAAGGUGUUUUAUUGGCUGAAGAUACACCCGAAAAUAUUAGAAUAAGAUUUGAGGUAAAUUCCAUAGAAGAUGCCUUUCUUAUAUUGAGUCAAAAACAAGGUGAUAAUGAUGUUAUCGAGGCCUCAUUGGCCCAACUGCCCUCCAAUCAACAACAUGCCUCGAAUGCUAUCUGCAAUGGCGUUGAAGUUAUCGAUGCCUCCAGCAUAACACAAACAGCUGAGAAGGCGAAUUUGGAAACCAACAUACAAAAACCAUCACUAGAGAAUAUUGUGGCACCAGAGGAGAAUGAAAAUCAAAGGAAAUGUUUCUUUACCACCAAGGGCAGAAUCAAAGCGUUAAUGACCAAAAAUUUUGUGCAAUUAUUUCGACAACCCAGUGGCAUUAUUUUCAUGUUAAUGUUUCCCCUAAUACAAUUAUCCUGUUUUUAUAUGGCCAUUGGUAAAACGCCCAAUAACAUGAGAAUAGGCAUGGUCAGCAAUGAAAUAACAACCUGGGACACUUGUUACGAUCCAGAUUUGAUAACAGUAUCGAUGCAUAAUGAUACCUGUAACUUUAGUACGAUAUCAUGUCGAUUUGUAACCAGUCUGGAGGAUAGUGAUCAUAUAAAAAAGGUUUUCUAUGACAAUGUAGAAGAUGCUCAUCGUGAUUCAAAGGCCACCGAUAUUUUGGGUUAUAUAUUCUUUCCUGGUAAUUUCUCUACAUCUAUGCAAUCACUAAUGGAAGAUGGUCGUUUUGCGGAUGAUUAUGCGGUUAAUAAUGCAGAGCUGUCGGUACAUAUCGAUAUGACUGAUCGUCAAAUUGCUUAUUUCGUGGAAAGAAAACUACGUGAACAUUAUCACACCUUCAUUAAGGACAUCUUAACGGAUUGUAAUUUACCCCAAUCAUUGGCAUCCAUACCAGUAAAUAUGCAAGAACCCAUUUAUGGCUCAGAAGAUAUGGAAUUUCAACAAUAUGUAGCGCCCGGUGUAGUAAUGACAAUGGUAUUCUUUUUGGCCACCUUAAUGACAGCUGCGGUUUUCAUUGAAGAACGCAUGGAUGGGGUAUGGGAUCGUACUUUAGUAGCUGGUGUUUCGGCCAUGCAAAUGCUGUGGGCUCAUCUUUUGACACAAUUUAUUAUCAUGGUUAUACAAAGUUUCGAAGUAAUUAUGUAUAUUGGCAUAGUGUUUAACACUUAUAAUAGAGGCGAUACAGCUACAUUAAUAUUUCUACUGACAUUGACCUCAUUUUGUGGCAUGUUAUUUGGUUUACUCAUCUCGGUGUAUUGUAAAUCUCAUACGGAGGCGAAUUUUGUGGCCACUGGAGCAUUUUAUCCCAUGAUCAUAUUGUGUGGUCUUUUAUGGCCCUUGGAGGGCAUGCCGAAAUUCUUACAAGACAUAGUGGUUUAUUUCCCCUUUACUUUGCCUUCUAUAUCGGCUCGUAAUAUUUUGGAGAAAGGUUGGAGCAUUACCAAUGUUAAGGUGUACAAUGGUUUCCUAGUUAUGUCCGCCUGGAUUGUUAUAUUCUUUACAUUAUGUAUGAUCGGUCUCAAAAGAAAAACAUAGUUGCUUUUUCCCCUAUGAUAGAGAAUUAUUAAGUAGUUUUUUUUCUAAUUAUUCUUUUUUUAUUCUUAUUAUUUUAUUAAAUUAAUUUAAAGUAUUUUUUAUACCAAUUCUCGCAUAGUUAUUCAUUCAUUUAAACAUUUACAUCAAUUCCUCUCUAUUUAAAAAUUUGCAUAAAAACUUCAAAAAAUUCCCACAAUCAUAUUGAAAAAAUCAAAAAUCAAAUAAAUUAUUUAUGUUAAAAAAAACAAAUUUUCCACAAAUUAUCAUAAAUAAGUUUAUAAAUUAUGUAUGUACAAUUUAAAAUCAUUUAUAACAAACAAUUUGUCUUCAAUAUCAUUUUUAAACACACAUAUAUUUUUUUAUACGAAAAAAAAAUUUCAUUUUUUUCCCCAACAAAUCCAAACUCAACAACAAAAAAGGUAACAAGUAUAAUUUAAUUGUAUUUAUGUAUUAAAGUGUAUAUUGAACAGUUUUUUUUAUAUAUAUAUUAUGUAUAAUUUUAUUAUAUUAUUUAUAAUUUAAUAUGUAAAACAUGUAUACAAACAACAACAAAAACAUUAUUUGUAUUUUAUAAAGUAAAAAAAAGGUAAUUGUAGUUAAGUAGUAGCGUAGUAGUGUAGCUUUAGUAAACAAAUCAAGUGUAUAAUGCGAAAGCCAAAAAAAAUCUUAUAAAAUAAAUUUUUUGCUAAUAAAUCUAUAUGAAAAA